CUCUGUCACAACAGAGGAGUAGCGGCGCGGCACUUCCUGCUCGCGGGCGGGCUGCGGCGAACCCCGGGCGCUCCGCUUCUGCCUUGCCCACGCGCCCAGUCCUCUGUGUUGUGCCUGGCCCAAGCGGGGCGUACGCCCGCCCUUUCCCUCCGCUCCGAGGGAGACCCUCCCCCGCGCCGCCGGGGCAGCCGCCUCGGCGGGGCGGCAUGGCCACCUCCCGCUGCGGAGGGAGCCGGGCUAACAAUGACUCCUCCUGAGAAAGUUGCCGCCGCCGCGGUGCCCUCGGAGGAGAGGCUGGAGAUCCUCGCCCCGCAGCCCCGUGUCCCCCGCCGUGUCGGCGCCUGCCCCGGGGGGCGCUGAGCCCGCGCGGGAGGGCGAUGGCAGAACGCGCGGGCAGCAGGGAGCCGCCGGCGGCGGCGGGUCCUGCCCUGCCCGCGGCGCCUCGCAAGGGCGAGGGGGAAGGCGAGCUGUGGCCAGAGCCGGUAUCCCUGGAAAUCCCUGCGGUGGCUCCGGGCAGGAGACGGGAGCGCCGCAGCGGACUGGCUAUGGCGGGAGCCGCCGAGCGCUUUCCCGGCAGCCUGGGGACCUCGGCGGGGGCAGCAGCGGAUCCCGAAAACAGCCUCUUGGAAGCUGCCAAGGCGACCCCUCGCAGGAGCAGUAUUAUCAAGGAUCCUUCCAACCAAAAAUGUGGAAGGAAGAAAACGGUGUCCUUCAGCAGCAUGCCAUCAGAGAAGAAAAUAAGCAGUGCUAGUGACUGUAUCAGUUUUAUGCAGGCUGGGUGUGAACUGAAGAAAGUCCGUCCAAAUUCCCGCAUUUAUAAUCGUUUUUUUACUUUAGACCCUGACUUGCAAGCUCUUCGCUGGGAACCUUCCAAGAAAGACCUUGACAAGGCUAAGCUUGAUAUUUCUGCUGUAAAAGAUAUAAGACUAGGGAAGAACACUGAAACAUUCAGGAACAAUGGACUUGCAGACCAGAUUAGUGAAGACUGUGCAUUCUCUGUAAUUCAUGGGGAGAACUAUGAGUCUCUUGACCUGGUUGCCAAUUCAGCUGAUGUGGCCAACAUUUGGGUGUCAGGUUUACGGUAUCUGGUUUCUCGUAGCAAACAACCUCUGGAUUUGAUGGAAAACAGCCAGAAUACCCCACGGUUUGUGUGGCUAAAAACUGUAUUUGAAGCUGCAGAUGUUGAUGGUAAUGGCAUAAUGUUAGAAGAUACAUCUGUAGAGUUAAUCAAACAGCUUAAUCCUACGCUAAAGGAGUCAAAGAUUAGGUUAAAAUUUAAGGAAAUCCAGAAAAGCAAAGAAAAACUAACAACUCGAGUAACUAAAGAGGAAUUUUGUGAAGCAUUCAGCGAACUUUGCACAAGACCUGAAGUUUAUUUCUUACUAGUGCAGAUAUCUAAAAACAAAGAAUAUUUAGAUGCUAAUGACCUCAUGCUUUUUUUAGAAGCUGAGCAAGGGGUUGCUCAUAUAACUGAAGAAAUGUGUCUAGACAUUAUCCGCAGGUAUGAACUUUCUCAAGAAGGACGGUUGAAGGGAUUUCUUGCAAUAGAUGGAUUUACUCAGUAUUUAGUGUCCCCAGAAUGUGAUAUUUUUGACCCUGAACACAGAAAAGUUGUCCAGGAUAUGACCCAGCCUUUAUCACAUUACUAUAUCAAUGCAUCUCACAAUACCUAUCUCAUAGAAGACCAGUUUAGAGGACCAGCUGAUAUCAAUGGUUAUGUCAGGGCUUUAAAAAUGAAUUGUAGGAGUAUUGAACUUGAUGUUUGUGAUGGUCCAGAUAAUGAGCCCAUCAUUUGUAACCGUAAUAGCAUGACAUCACCGCUUGCCUUUCGAAAUGUUAUUGAGGUAAUAAACAAAUUAGCCUUCAUUACUUCAGAGUAUCCUCUCAUCCUCUGCUUGGGUAACCACUGCUCAAUACAACAACAAAAAGUAAUGGUUCAACAUAUGAAGAAGAUUUUUGGAAACAAACUUUACACAGAAGCACCUUUACCAUCAGAAGCCUACCUUCCAUCACCUGAGAAAUUGAAAAUGAAGAUCAUUGUGAAAGGGAAGAAACUUCCCUCUGACCAGGAUUUAUUAGAAGGAGAAAUCACUGAUGAAGAUGAAGAGGCUGAAAUAUCUCGAAGAAUGUCUGAAGAUUAUGUGAAUGAACCAAGGCUGAUCUGGCUGUGCAGAGAGUUGUCUGAUUUGGUAUCGAUAUGCAAGUCUGUCCAGUACAAAGAUUUUGUGGUAUCUAUGAAAAGUCAGAAUUAUUGGGAAAUCUGCUCUUUCAGUGAGGCAGAGGCCAGUAGAAUUGCAAAUGAGUAUCCAGAGGACUUUGUCAAUUACAACAAGAAGUUUUUGUCUAGGAUAUACCCAAGUACUAUGAGGAUAGACUCUAGUAACUUAAAUCCCCAAGAUUUUUGGAAUUGUGGUUGUCAGAUAGUGGCAAUGAACUAUCAGACUCCAGGACCAAUGAUGGAUCUACAUACUGGCUGGUUUUUACAGAAUGGGGGAUGUGGCUAUGUCCUUAGACCUUCUGUUAUGCGUGAUGAAGUAUCUUACUUUAGUGCAAAUACAAAGGGCAUCGUUCCAGGGGUCUCUCCUCAAGUUCUACAUGUCAAAAUUAUCAGUGGUCAGAACUUUCCAAAGCCCAAGGGAGCUUGUGCAAAAGGGGAUGUCAUAGACCCAUAUGUUUGCAUAGAAAUUCAUGGAAUUCCUGCAGACUGUGCAGAACUAAGAACUAAAACUGUUCAGCAAAACAGUGACAAUCCUAUUUUUGAUGAAAGUUUUGAGUUCCAAAUAAAUCUACCAGAGCUUGCCAUGAUCCGUUUUGUUGUUUUGGAUGAUGAUUAUAUUGGUGAUGAGUUCAUAGGACAGUAUACCAUACCACUUGAAUGUUUACAGCCUGGAUAUCGACAUAUACCCUUGCGCUCCUUUGUGGGAGAUAUCAUGGAGCAUGUUACACUUUUUGUUCACAUUGCAAUAACUAAUCGAAGUGGAGGAGGAAAAGCACAAAAGCGCAGUCUGUCGGUGAGAAUAGGAAAGAAAGGAAGCGAGUAUACCAUGCUGAGGAACACAAGCCUUAAGAUUAUAGAUGAUAUCUUUAAACUAGCAGUGCAUCCAUUACGUGAGGCCACUGACAUGCGGGAAAACAUGCAGAAUGCAAUUGUGUCCGUUAAAGAGCUUUGUGGACUCCCUCCAAUUGCCAGUCUGAAGCAGUGCAUCUUGACUUUGUCCUCACGGCUCAUAAACAGUGACAAUAUUCCCUCUGCCACUGUCUAUAUGAAAGAUACAUUCCCUUACCUGGAGCCUCUGGGGACCAUGCCUGAUGUGCAGAAAAAACUUAUGGCUGCAUAUGAUCUGAUGAUUCAGGAGAGCAGGUUUCUUAUUGAAACAGCAGACACCAUUCAUGACAAGAUUGUUCAGUGUCAGAAAGCAGGCAUGGAAUUCCAUGAAGAACUUCAUAACCUUGGGGCAAAGGAAGGUUUGAAAGGAAGAAAACUAAGCAAAGCCAUUGAAAGUUUUGCAUGGAAUAUCACUGUGCUGAAGGGACAAGGAGAUCUGCUGAAGAAUGCCAAGAAUGAAGCCAUAGAAAAUAUGAAGCAGAUCCAGCUGGCCUGCUUGUCAUGUGGACUGAGCAAAACUGGAAGUGGAAAUGUGGAUGCAAAAUCAAAACGAUGCCUUGAGGCAAUAGAGGAGAAGGAUACUGGGGAUGAGAAUGGCAGGCUGUGAGAGAAGGCAGAGCUGUCAUAUUUGUCAUAUAUUUCAAUAACUUUAAACUAUUUUUUUAAAGCAUUUAAAUUUCACACAGGAAUGCCUUCUUGCAGGGUGUUGAAAGUAUUAAAAUCCUCACAAUGUCAGUAUUUUAAUGCAGUUAAUUUAUCUAAGUUAAACUCUUUAGUAGUGAAAUUUCUAAUAAAUCUGAGGAGUGGGUGAGGAGUGUGAAUGAGAGAGAGAACAUAUGUGUGGAAUCCUAGAAAAGCCCGUUUAAGAGUUGCUUUAUCCAUUUACUAAUUUAUUCUUUUGUCAUCUUUGAACACACAUGUUAAUUCUGAAGAUCAAAACAAAUAGACUACUUAUUGUAUCAAUUUUGUGCUUCGUUUGACUUUCCUGCCUUUGUCAUUUAAUUUACAACUUUUAAUAUAUUCUGUUUAAAUUAAACAAAACAGAUUUCACUGACAAAUAACCAUUUGUUGUAAGGGUGAAAUUAAUGGAUUGCUACAAAUCCUCAACAUCAUUUUUAAUGAUCAAUUAAAAAUAAGUAAAUGAAAUAUUAAACAGAAUUUCUAGAUAGUUCCUGAUUGGAUUUCAGAUGGACAUUUCAUAGAAUUUUAGCUAGUCUUUGAAAUACAUGUAUCUGAAAUAUAUUCAGAUAAUACAUAGUAAUGUAAGAAAUAGCUAACUUCUUUCAUUCAAGAAGGUCAGUGCAACAUUUUAGCUCUGCAGAACAGCUGCGAUCUUUGCAGAAAUGCAUUUAACGUGUGUAAUAAUAAACACAGCUUCUGCCCUCUAGUUAUGAAGUGAGAAUUGUGAGUAUUCAUCAAUGAUAAAAUAACAUGACAGUGAUCUUCAAUAAUUCUGAAAUAUUCAUGAAUGCCAAUAUUUGAAGGAAGGUUAUAGACUUCACAAACUGUGAGCUUUAUAUGAAAUUUAGAGAAUGGGUUAAUUUUUUCUUGCCUUACUCAUACCAGUGAUCCCACUUAAGUCCAGUGAGUAAGGUAAGCAGGAUCUGGCCACAGUGUGUCAGUUUUAAGAAGUGUUCUGUGCUAGAGAUUUGAAGUAAGACUGCAGAAUUGCUGAAGAUAUAGCAUAGAGAAAUGGCUUGAAAAUACAGGGUAGCAGCAUUCUUGUGCAGCAAUUAUAAAUGUCAUGAGACAACAAAUCGCUAUGGUAGUUUUGAGAAUUAACACCAUUAUGCUACUGUACUGUCAUUUAAUGUACACAGAAGAGAUGCAGGACAACAAAUGAAUCCUUAUCCUGUCAUCCUUAAUAGGGUCCCGCUCAUGUAUUCUCAUGGUGUUCAUUUCAGUCUUGUGCUUAAGUGUAGUAUUUGUGUUGCCUCUAACAGAACUCAGUGUUCUAUGGUUAUAAAAGACUAUAUUUAUUUAAAGCAUUGCUUUUAUUUUGAAAAGCUACUUUUUAAAUUAAUUUGAUUAACAAAUGUGCUAAUUUUCUGAACUUAACAAAAGGUAAAUUAUUGAAAGUUUGGCCGUCUGAAAAUCUUAUAUAGCUACUGUAUUAAGUUAUUUUUGACUUCUUAAUAACACUAUAAUGUUCAUGUUGCGCAUUACUGAGAGAGUAAAGCUAUGAAACAACUUUAACCCAUGUUUUUAAAGUGAUUUUACACAAAAGGCAAACACUGAAAAGUGAUUAAGAGCAUGUGUUAGAAUUUGGGUGAGUUGUCCAUGAUAAGGUUCUGUACUGUCUUGAAGCCCAUUAUUUAAAGCAUUAUAACUUAGUUGCCUGAAAUUUGAUUAUAUACAGUAAGAACCAGAUAUCUUCCCUUCCUCCCCCCCCACACACUAUGUUAACCAGUCAUUUAGGUCUUUGAUUUGUGUGUGUGUGUGUGCAUAUAUAUUUGUAUUACAGUUUCCUUGUGUGACUUCAGGUGGGGGUUUCUUUUGGGUGCCAGUCAAGGAAUAAAUAACCCUGCCCAAAUUAAUGUUAUAAGCAUGCAUGGACAAAUUCUUCCUUUAGAUUCUGUUCUAUCAAUUUCAACAGGAGUUAUGUAUAUGGCAAACAGAACUUGGCGCUCAGACGUUAGUGUCAAAUGGAACAAAAAUUGUUAAGCUAACUUUAUGCCAGUUAUUAACACAAUUUAUUUUAGGCAUGAUCUGUGUAAAGGGAAGGGUUUCUUUGGAAGAGAACUCUGUUACCUGUGCUAUUUUCGUUUAAAAUGAAAACAGCCUUAAUUUUUUUCACUUUGAAAGUCAAUUUGAAAUCCCUUCAAGUACUGAAGUUUUUCCUCGCUCUCUGGUUUUAUAAAUUGCAUGGGUGGUAAAAUAUAGACAAGAGCUUGAUUUACAAGUUGAAGCUGGCAAAAGCAGUUACUAUGCAACAAUAGUCCAAUGGAGAAGGGACAGAAGAUCGGUGGAAAGGCCUCUAAUCACAUGUACAUCCAUCUUUCAUAACAGGUUUAGUGCGCAUAAAUUGUAUUGGAAAUUAAAGGACAAAUCUUAAACCCAGCUCAAGUCGCCAGGCUGGGUCCUGGACAGUGGGUGCUGGGAAAGAGAAAUCCUCCUACCUCUUUAGGAUGUAGAACAGUUGUGGAGUUUCCUCACAUGGCUGGAGUAGCCUCCAUACUCCCUCUCCCAUAGGUAUAGGACCAAGAGAUUAAUCCCCAGGCCCUUCCCUCAUCUGCUUCUGCUCAUUAAUUCAUCCUCUUAAAAGCUUAUGUGCCACGCAGCAUAAUAAAAACUCUUCCUUGGAAAAAGGGAUGUGGAGGGAUCAUGCCCAGCCUAACCAGCAGCAAUACACAUGAGACAAGCUUUCUGAAGAAGAGCUCCGUGUAAGCUCAAAAGCUUGUCUCUUUCACCAACAGAAGUUGGUCCAAUAAAAGAUAUGACCGCACCCGCCUUGUCUCUCUAAUAUACUAAGGACAGUAAUGUCUCAAUAUGUGCAAUUAGUUCUGGCUAUUGUGUAAAACCAAAGUCUAUAGUUCAUCCAAAACUGUUGGUGGAUGCACAUUUGCUAGUGCAUUCUGGCGCUGAGCUUGCAGUCUCUCUCUCUCGCUCCCUCUUUUUUUAAUCAAAAUAAUUUUUUACCAAAUUUUCACACACCUGUUCCCUACUCCUGGGCUCAGACAAUGGAAAUUAACAUGUGCCCUCAUCACAUGGGAUCAGGUUAACAUUAAUGUAAGGCUUACAUGGCCCUGUUACCUUUUUCUAUAUUAUUUGCCCACGGUUUUUAUGUUAUUUUAAAUAAUCGUACAGCUUCCAAAUACAAAUGCAUCUCAGGCCAAAUGUCAGGUCCCUGCAUGUCCCUCCUUUUUUAGUCUCAUUUCCCUAAAUAUAGUAAUCAGAUAACUGCAUGCACAGAGAGAGCUUGCCUGUAUAAUAACCCAUCUCUUCAUUCUAUCCCUUCAGACUAAAACAUUAGGUCAUAACCUCCUUGGAAUCAGUCCCAUUCCCAGAGCAAUAGACAAUGUCAUCACUAAAGACACUGAAAGCUAAAAUGUUUUAUAAAAGAAGCUGAAGGCAGAGUUUAUGGAGAAAAGCUCUCUUCUUCACCAGUACUUAUUUAGAUAUGGUGAUGGUACCAUAUCUUACUGUUUCAGACAUGUACAAUAGACCUACCACAAGAUGUCACAACAGUAAUUAACUUGUCACUACUAUAUCUCAGUCUUAUUUCUUGUAAAAUUAGGUAUAUAGGAGGAAAGAAUAAUAUUAAAGAAUGAAAACUUGUCUAGGUACUUGGGCACUAAAGAUGGUAUAAUCACUUCAUGCACCAGACUUUCACUUCUGGAGAUCUUGCUUUUUAUCUCUUAGGAGAAAUGAGAAAUAAAUGUGAAAGGGAAAAAUAUUACUAAUGGAAUGACUGUGAUUAUAUCUCCUAACCAAUCUGCAGCUAGUCAAAAUUCUCUGUUUAGGAGGAGCCUGACUGGAAAAGCAGGUGAGUGUGAGCAGUCAGAAUAGAAAUCCGUUGAAGAGUUAUGUGGGGAAAUUGUACAGUCCAUCAGCCGGACUCAUAAUUUUGAGAAACUAUGAAGGUGAAGUUCUACACUGGAAAGAGACUAUAGCACCUUGUGACUGAACAGCUCUGCUCUCUGUCGUUAUUCAGCAUCAUAUCUGCCAACUUGACUGACUAAAAUAACAUUUCACUACCUAGUUUAGCCCAACAGAGACAAAAUAGCUAUGCGGGAGUGAGCUGGAUUUUUUCUGGCUUAUGGAUCUUUAAUAAAAUUGUUAAUUAAACUCCAACUGCAGGGCAAAAUACUGCCUACAGUUAGACUGUUCAACCCCAUUGAAAACAAUUAAUUUGGCCGGCAGAAUUUUUAUUGCUGGUGAGUUACGAGAUGAAGACUACAGCCAGACACUGCAGGGCUGACAGAGCCCUGGAACAAAACCCAUCUUUUCACUUGUGAACUAAGCAAAUUGAAAGUUGAAGUCCUUGAGAUACAAUAACUCCUCUGGGAUUGAACCUGGGUAAAUUAGAAGCACACUUUGGACUCAGUUUAUUGAGUGAAGGAAAUAAUCAUUUUAAAUAGAGCUGUGUAAAUAAUUCAUAAGAAAUGUGGACAAAUUUCAGUUUUUUGUGACUUGUCAAAACACAGACCAUUAUUUUCUCCCUUUUGUUACUUGGAAUUCUCUCCCUAAUAAUUUCUGAUCUGUAUCCUGUUCACAAGCAGUUAGAUGAGAGUAGUCAAUGUUCAAUAGGCAAGUUUAAUUGGAGGUGAAGAUGACACAGUAGAUUUAUCUUUCCUGAUUGGAUGAGUGUAACUCUUAGCAUGAGGUUUCUGGUGUGUACACUUGUGGUUAGAAAUAUGAAGUUCACAGUUCACUGCCAUAUUUCUUUAAAAUGUUCUUUGGCAAAAAUUUCUACUAGAAUAUUUAAAGAAAGCUCAUAUAAAAUAGUGCACCUGUCAUCAAAGAAGCUAAAGAUUAUUCAGAGACAUUUAUUUUAGGUAUCUCUCUUAGGUACAUAUAUUGCCUCCAUUGCCAUAGUAUCUUACCGUCUUUAAUGUAUUCUCACAACAUCCCUGUGAGGUACAGAAGUGCUAUUAAGCCCAUUUACAGAUGGGAAACUGAGGCACAGAGAGACUAAAUGCCUUGCCCAUGGUCAAACAGGAAGUCUGUGAUGGCGCAAGGAGUUGAUACUGGGUGCCCAGGCUAGCACCUUAAACACUGGGCUAUGCUUCCUCAGCCAUCUGACUCUCCAUUUUAAAACACAAAAAAUACAUGUACAAGAGUUGCAACCGGGUAGUGGGGUGGGGGCAAGAAGAGAUUGGAAUAGAUGGGAAAAGAAGGGAGAGAUCUGGGCCAUGGCUCCUUUAAAGGAGUUAUGGGAAGAUGUAGAAAAAUAAGGAAAAAUUGGUCAAAAGAUGAAUCACCAAGAUAUAAAAGCAUGAGACUUCAUCAGCACUAUUCUUACCCAUGUCGUUCUCGUUUCAGUGAGAAGAUGUAUCAGGAAGUGUGCUAUUUGUCCAUCUCUUUCUGUACAAGUCACUGCUCACAAGUUAGUUUGUACUCUAUUGUGUGCAGCAUGUUUCAGUGUGGAAGGGAGCUGAAUUUGAGGGUGAAAAAUCUAGUCAAAGUGUUCCUAUUGUGGAAGAGAGACGGAGGGAAGGAAUGGUGAAAAAAGAUGAUUAAAGUGGUAGAGAGAUUGUGACUGAGAGGCUUGGGAUAAAUAGGACACAAUGACUAAUGACCAGGUCAUCCUAGGUCUCUUCAAAUCUCCCCCAAGUCCAGGAUGCUCAGGAAUAGCUUUGAGAUGAUAAGAUUUUCACAGGUUACAGCUUCCCCCUAAACUAGUGUGAGUCUGAGUACACACAGUGGGAAAAGCAUCUGAUGCUGAUGUAUAGUAACAAAACAAAGCUGUGGCCAUAAAAGCAAAUCAAUAAAAAAGGGAGGCAAAAGCAGGUGAAGAAGUUAAUUGCUGGAUGUGAGCUAAAUAAUGUCCCUUCCAGAAGGUUUGUUCACUGACGUCAAUGGGUGUCCAAGUAUAGCAGGAUUUAGCCUUUAGGAAAUAAAUCCAGAUUAUGACCUUGAUGGGUUCCCCCCACAGGGGGCCACCUGAAACUGGAGUACCACUGAGCCCCCCUGACCCACCAGCCUGGGCUUCCCCUCACACUGUGCUGCUGUGAGAAGUUGCAAAGCCCUCCAAGCUUGCCCUUUCACCAGCAUUCAUGCAGGUAGGGACACACCCAGCUGCAGUUACAUGCAGGCUCUCUAACCACCAGCAUCUCAGCCUAGGACCCCAGAGCAGUACUGUCCAGCCCUGGUCAAAUCUGGCCAGUAUAUUGGUUUGACACCCGGUCCACCUCUCCCUCAAUGUGAAGAGGACCAUGCACACUUGUGGUAACCAAGAUAAGAUUUUCCCCAGGCACCUUAGUCAAACAUACACUGGUUUGGAUUAAAAUAUAAACUUAUUUUAUUAACUUCAAAAGGCUAUAUUUUAAGUAAUUAUAAGUAAUAGCAAACAGAUCAAAGCAGAUUACCUAUAAACAAAACUGCAAACUGAGCCUAACAUACUAGAUAGGUAGGAUAUGAAUUAGCAAAUUCUCACCCUGAGUGAUAACAGACUGGCAGAUUCUUAAGGCACAAGCUGCCUUGGCUUUGCAGCUUGCAUUUCCCAGGUUUUCAUACUCAGUCUAGAAAUCCCUUUAGCCUGGGACCAUCAUUUCCCACAGUUCAGUCUUUGUUCCUCAGGUGUUUCCAGGUGUGUGGUGUUGUAGGGAGAGUGAGGUCCCAUCAGGAUGUCAUUUUCCCCCUUUUAUAUCUUCUUCCCACUUCCUGGAAAGCUUUUUUGCUGUGACCUGGGUCAAACAGUUCCCAUGGUGUAGGACUAUCUCCGAGAGGUUUCUAUUGUACACAGUUCCUAGGGUAACCCUGGUGCUUGUGUGCUUUUCCUCAAUCAGCUAUUCACAUUGUUUGGCCUUUUUACUGUUGUACCUGAAAGGCUGCUUGUGGGUGUUUUCAACCCCACAACAUGUUUCAGUAGCACAUACUUAGCCAAACUUCAUCACUUCACAUACAACAGUAGCACAUACCAGCCAACCAGAUAUUAAUGUUGAACAGAUCAAGACUUUUAGAAUGACACCUUACAAGACAUACUUUGUACAAAACAUAUUCUAAUUACAUGACAGUGGUAAAUAUUGGCGUGCCAGGGUGUCACAAUGACCAUUCUCUUCAUACGUGCUGGUGUUUUAUUGUGCGUGCGCCUUCGGAAUACAGACACUUGAAUCCAACUGAAAGACCUGAAUUAAAGCUGCCUAACAAGUAGUGUCUCUUAAUUUGUCAUCUAUUACAACACCUCACAUGUUUUAGGUUUCCCUGGAUAUCUUGCAUUAUACCUGAGUGUAAACAGAUUUUAUUUGGGUUGGUAAAAGUGCUGUUGUUUGGUACUUCUUGGAUGAGUUCUCACUGUUUCUGCAGGGAGGCCUGAUAGCAGCAGUGGGCCACCUCGUGGUUGAGAAAUUAUUCAUCAGAGUACUUUGGUUUGGGGUUUUUCCUGUGUACCAGUAUCUGGAAUUUUCAUUAUUCUCUCCGAGCUAAUCCCCAGUACGGCAGCAGAGUGAAACAGGCACUGUGCUCAGGAUUAUGUGAGCUGAAUCCUGUCCAGCUCUCCCUGUGCCAUUGUUCUGUGGAGAGCCAGCUCUUGUAUUCUGUUAACCAUGGUGAGAUUUACCCGAAGGUCUUUUCCCUGGCUGGACCAGCGAAGAACACUGUCUAAAAGCAACAUGGCUGCUGAUGGAGGAGACCAGGGGUAUGUCUACACUUCAAACGGAGGUGUAAUUUCUAGCUUGGGUAGACAUACCUGUAUUAGUUCCCACUGAACAAGAGUGCUAAACAUAGCAGUGUAGCCACAGCAGGGUGGGUGGUGGGACAGGCUGGCGGCCCUGCGCUUGCCCCUUCUGAGACACUCAGAGUAGCUAGCCCCUCCUGUCACUAGUACUGCCACGCUGCAUUCUAUUUUUAGCAUGGUAGCUUGAUCAGAGCUACCACAGGUAUGUUUCCUUCAGCUGCAAAUCACACCUCAGCUCUAAGUGUAGACACAGCGUGUGUGUGUUGGGGAGUCUUUCUAGGCUGAAGGGCUGAGCAAGAGCAGUGGGGAAGGAGGAGUGGGAAUGCAAGUGCUUGUUAACUUAUAUGGACUCUCACCUUUCCCAGCCCAGCAGCUCAGCAGUUGUUUAGUGUCCCACUCCGGCCAAAGUUUCACAGUAGCUUUCUUGAAGUUCCUUGUCACCUCUUGAAUUAUAUGGCAACAAGGGCAAAGCAGACUGGACCGGGGAUGACCAGCUUCUCAGGGUUUAUGAAGAAGGGGUUGCUAAAAGCAAAGACAAUGAGGUAGGGCUUUGAGGUUGCAGCUUUUCCCCUUGUCUUUCUUCUCUGCAAUCUAUUGUUUGGGUCCCUUAAUAUCACAGUGAGUAUGGGAACCCUAAGGUACCAGAAUGCCACUGGGUCAUUGGCAGGGCUGACAAAGUGAAUGAUAUAAUGGGAAGGAUAGUUGUGAGGUCACCCCAUAAUGUUUCCUACAACCACCAAAUCCAAUAUGUGGAAACAUAUCUCCAAAGUGGAUUGGGGAAUAUAGCUGAAGUCACAUGGGUGGAAGGAUUUCAGGAUCAGAAGUGGGUGCACACCACAAGAUGCUUUUCAGGAACAGUCAUUUGAAUUUUUAAACUAAUUUGCUUAGAUUCAGAUUUUGUUUUUUGCAUCUGAUUUUCACAAGAUGUCUAGUGAGUCAGUUUCCAGACAGGAAUAUUUGCUUUUUAAACUAAUAUUGCAGGAUAUGUGUGGAGCUGAGCAUAAAAUUCAUAAUCAUGAGUAUUUGCACCAGAAACCUGAAUUUGUUUCAUGCUAUCAGCUGAGGAACUGAAAAUGCCUUAUGAACUGUAUGCCCAACCAAACAGCUCAGAUUAAAAAUCAUGAAUUUCAAAUACUCAGCAAACAGUUUGUGAGCAAUAAAUAGGCUGAAAUUUGUGCACCAAUAACUUCAUGGGACAAUUUCAAACAAAUUUGUGAAAAUCAUUCUCUGUCCAGACAAUUCACAUACAGAGUAAAGAGCUCUAUUUGACAGAUAAAUUGUUUGCUAAGAACAGUUAGCUGUCCUUUGAACACCAAAAGGAAAAUUAAUUAUUAUAAAGCCAAGUUUGAAUUAUUAGUAGUGCUGGAAGAUAUUCCCCUGUUAAAUUUUUCACAGGGUGCCCAUUAAUUUACUAAGACACAACAAAAUCAGACUGUGGUAGCAGACAGGAUCCUUGGGAUUAAGAAUUAGUGAUUCAAAUUCAGAAAAAUGCACUGGGGAAAGGAUGGUAUAUGAGGACAUAUUAUAUACCAGGGAAAGUGUGUGUGACUUGAGAUACUCUGUACAGGUUAAAGUCCUGAUCAGGAAGAAGCAUCCCUGAGAUACAACAUGCUACGGAACAUGUAAGGAUCUAACUGAACACCAAAUGGAGGAAAUGGUGUCACCAGAUAUAGCAUCAGGGAAGGUUGGAUUGACAAUGAACUGGUAAAAGAUGGGGUUUGCAUAUAUUCCCAUUGUAAAGAGCACGUCAGCAAAAGUUUGAGUGGGUCUCCUAGGAAGUUAAGAACAAUUCUUUGUGCUUGGCAUUCAUGGUCAUACUUUCAGUUCUCAGUGUCUUUCUGGAGUGAUUUUCCAGUGAAAUUGGAUAUCUUGUAGACAGACUGUGGACCAGUGCUUAAUUUGUAAUGAAAGAGGUGUCAGGGCUCAAGCAAUUUUUUUUACUUUCCUAACUGAUGCAGCAAGCCCAGAGGUGCCAGGACUAUAAAUUGCCAAGUCCGGAGGUGCUGGGGCUAUGAACUGCCAAGUCCAGAGGUGCUGGCGCUAUGAACUGCCAAGCCUAGAGGUGCCAGGACUCAGCCCUGGCAAGCCCUGGCACAAACUAAGCACUGCUGUGGACCAACUGGAAAAGGAAGAGAUAUGUGCAAAAGCAUUGUGCUAACUGAAUGCUGACCAUUUAGACAUACUUCAAAGGGAGAGGGUAAAAACACAGCAGUACUGGGAUCUUGGCCAGUCUGAGGGUCAGAUCCUUAGCUGGUGCAAAUGAGCCCAGUUCUAUUGAAGGUGGCAAUGGAGCCAUGCUGAUUUGCUCCAGCUGAGGAUGUGGCUCGGAGCGUGUAAGAAGCUUGUCACUUGGCUAGAGGCAGCAGGUCAGAAUCCUGCUCAGGGCAAUGUUGUUAGAAUGGCUGGUAGUAGAAGCAGAUUGAUGUUGAGACACAUUAACUAAUCAUCUGCUUCAAGUCUGGCAUUUGUAGUCCCAAAAUUGCUGUUAGUUAAAUGAUACAAUAUCCUAUUAAGAGCAACAUAGAUACUUACACUUAAGAUGCAUCUAGAUGUUCUCUUUCUAAGACAGCUGAUGAUCAUGUUUGCACAAAGUAUUAGUCCUCAAAAUCAACCUGAUUGACCCUCUGUGGUUAAGUCCCUAAUUGAGUGUAAUCAAGAUUUUAGAACAUUGAAUAUACUAGGUCGAGAAUUAAUUUUCAGGUGGCAGCAGAAGAUGUAGCUAAAUAAGAUACUUGAGAUAUAUAGUAUUUGGAUGAGAUUCGAAAGAGAAAAAAUGGUACUAUUCCUGCUUGUUCGGAGGUGCACAUGGAGAAAAUUAGGGGUUAUAAAUGAAGUAUUUGUAUGCCUGCUCAGAGGGGCCCUGGUGGACCAGCUACACUUAGUACAAUUAGAAACUAGAUAAAAAUUAUGUUCAGGCAGCUGAAGCUGAAGCUUAUUUGUGCUGCACACUGAUGGAGAGGGUGUCUGCAGGAAGAGCAGUAGGGGUUUCAUAUCUUCUAGUCAUAACAGUAGCAUGCAGUAGCCAAGAGAGGUGAUGGUGGUACCCUAUAAACAAAAUGAACUCUGACUUCGUAACAGCCACAGCAACCAUGAUCAGCUGGUGCUCCCCAUAUGUGAAAACUGAAGAAUCAGUGAUUGCAAGAGAGUCAGAGAAACAAUUUACCGUGGUGUGUACUGACGUUGGUAAAUCCGUUUCUGAUUGAUUGUGUUGUUCCCUUGCCCCAGUCUUAGAGUCUCGGGUGUGCUGGUUCUCGAUGACAUUCAGGACCUGCUGGGCCUCACAAGACCUAGACAUGAUUUCACAUUCUGGGAAGAUCCAUUCCUGACACAGAUUUUGGAAACCACCAAAGACAGAAUUUCCCUCAAAUAAUGUAUCCCUAAUACGUACCUCAUGCCAGAAAGUCUAACCAAUUGGUCUAGAGUUAGCAUAAUGUAGUGCAGUCAUAGGGAAUGUGAGUUUGGAUGCUGCUGAGGCCCCAGGAUUUGCAGAAUCUGGCAGUGCUAUGGUGACGUUUCACACAGUGGGGGUAGGAAGGGGCCACAGACUUGAGGAGCAGCAUCUAUGGCUUUUAGAUGGAGCCUGGUGUUGUGUCCCAGAUUACUGAGAACUCCCUGAAUCGAAGCACUGAGACUCAGUGAAGAGGCACGUAACUUUCACCUUUGACGCUCAUGUCGGCACUAUGCAGUUACAUGCACAGUACUGACUAAUACGCAGCAACGUUCUCUAUGAGGGUGUGAGUUCUAAUGUGCACAAAUGUGUUGCACAUUAAUUGGUCCAUGUAGACCCGGCUGAUGCAUGCUGAGGUUCCCUAAUGGGCUUUAAUGUAGCGCUGUUUAAAGCGCCCUAGGGAGCCAUGGUGUACCAUGUGACUGGCAUCCGAGUGCUUCCUGUCCCCGGGGGGCAAUUGGACUGAAGGAUUUGCACAGUGGUCUUGCCCCACCGCUUGCCCAUUCCCAAUGCCCUGACAAUGGGGCUGCAGAGGGAGGCCCCGUGGAACUGGGCCACCUGCUGUGUGUGGACUUCCGAGCUGGGGGUAAUUUCCCCUGCAUGUGCACACCUCCUCGCACUAGUGCAUGUAUAAAGAGUAGUGUAGCCAUGCUAGCCCUGGUAGUGACAGUGGAGGCUUGGCUGAGCCACGCUGAGUACAAACCUGCCUGAAACCAGUGGGUACAUAGUCUGCAUGUCUCAGCCCUGCUUCUGCCACCCACGCCCGUCCUACCAUGAUACUUGUUCCAGUUCAAUGAGCACUAGUGUGAGUGUGUGCGCGAGAGCUGGGGAAUCCCAUCCCAUCUUCAUAGUACAGACAGGGCCUAAGACUAAAAACUUCGAUAGGGCUCCCAUACGUCUGGGUUUUCCCGGACAUUUCCUCCUCUUUGAUCCUCUGGCUGGGCAGAUUUUUCAAA
Molecule: messenger RNA, 15848 nt
Organism: Chelonia mydas (Green sea turtle)
Lineage: Eukaryota; Metazoa; Chordata; Testudines; Cheloniidae
Gene: PLCL1
Product: phospholipase C like 1 (inactive)
Exons: 6
Coding region: 378-3713 (1111 amino acids)
Biological process (GO): intracellular signal transduction; lipid metabolic process
Molecular function (GO): phosphatidylinositol-4,5-bisphosphate phospholipase C activity
Source: RefSeq, a predicted model, not a curated record